AUGGACACUCGGAUUACGCACCGCUUGGGAAAACAUGGAAACUUUUCAAAGAAGGGUGCCAAAGAAGGGCACUUGACUGACAAUGUAACCCCAGUGAAGCCUUCCAAGGAGCUGAGGCCGAUGCUGGGUGCCAUCCUGCUGGGCCUCAUCCUGUUCAUUGCAGCAGUGGUGGCCUGGUGCUACUACACGGUGUCCCUGCGGAAGGCGGAGCGGCUCAAGACGGAGCUGAUGGACCUGCGGGCGGACGGCUUCGUCAUCCGCAACCAGCACGGCGAGGUGGUGUUCCGGCUGGCCUUCCGCUCGGGCAGCCUGGACCUGGAGUCGUGCUCCAAGGAGGGCGAGAUCCUGAGCUGCUCGCGCUCGAGCCGGGGCCCGCUCAACUUCUUCAUCCAGACGGUGAAGCCAAGGACCCGGUGAUGUGCUACCGUGUCGCGCUGGGAGGAGCUGGCGGCCGGCCCGGCCGUGGAGCACACCAUGUUCUGGGAGGACGCCCACUGGUACGGGGGCUCGGAGAUGAGCAUCCAGCACUGGCCCAUCCGCCUGGCCGGCUACCAGGAGCCCGUGCCCUACGUGACCAGCGACGUCUACUCCUUCCGCGACAGCUUUGGCGGCAUCCUCGAGCGCUACUGGCUCUCCUCCAAGGCGGCGGCCAUCAAGAUCAACGACUCCGUGCCCUUCCACCUGGGCUUCAACGCCACCGAGCGCGCCCUCUUCUUCCAGGCCCGCUACAAGGACUCGCCCUACAAGCCCCCACCGGGCCAGCAGCCCUUCCCCGAGCUCAGCUACCGCGUCGUGGGCUCCGACAUCACCUCCAUCCACAAGUACAUGGUGCGCAGGUACUUCAACAAGCCCUCCAAGAUCCCUGCUGAGAACGCCUUCCGGUACCCCAUAUGGUCCACAUGGGCCCUUUACAAAAAAGACAUAAACCAGGAUAAAGUUCUGAAUUUUGCAAGAGACAUUAAUAAGUACCAUUUUAACUGCAGCCACAUAGAGAUCGAUGACAUGUACACCCAGGCCUACGGAGACUUUGACUUUGAUCCUGUCAAGUUCCCCAACGUAACAGAGAUGUUUGCAAAGCUGAGGGAAGAUGGCUUUAAGGUCACUCUGUGGAUUCAUCCUUUUAUACACAUUGAUUCACCCAAUUUUGGUGUGGGGAUUGAGCGUCAGCUGUUCAUCAAGGAGCCCUCGGGGUGGCUGCCAGCCAUGGUGGAGUGGUGGAACGGCAUUGGGGCCAUCCUGGACUUCACCAACCCAGCAGCCCGUGACUGGUUCCAGAGCCACCUGCGCCAGCUGCGGCACAAGUACGGCAUCUCAUCCUUCAAGUUUGACGCGGGCGAGACCAGCUACCUGCCCAAGCAGUUCAGCACCUUCCGCCCGCUGUCGGACCCCAGCAUCUGGUCCCGGCGCUACACAGAGAUGGCCAUCCCCUUCUACGAGCUGGCCGAGGUGCGCGUGGGCUACCAGUCACAGAACAUCUCCUGCUUCUUCCGCAUCAUUGACCGCGACUCUGUCUGGGGCUAUGAGCUCGGCCUCAAGUCCCUCAUCCCCACCGUCCUCACCAUCAGCAUGCUGGGGUACCCAUUUGUACUGCCAGAUAUGAUUGGGGGAAACUUCCUCCCCAACAAGACGGAGGGAGCAGUGGAGAUCCCCAACCGGGAGCUGUACGUGCGCUGGCUGGAGCUGUCGGCCUUCAUGCCCUCCAUGCAGUUCUCCAUCCCGCCCUGGCUCUACGACAAGGAGGUGGUGGAGAUCGCCCAGAAGUUCACGCAGCUCCACGAGUCCCUGGUGGCCCCGCUGCUGCUGGAGCUGGCGGGGGAGGUCACUGACACGGGCGACCCCAUCAUCCGUCCCAUCUGGUGGAUCUCGCCCCGCGACGAGGCCACUCACCGCAUCGACUCCCAGUUCCUCAUUGGGGACACCCUGAUGGUGGCUCCUGUGCUGGAGAUGGGCAAGCAGGAGCGCGAUGUCUACCUGCCAGCGGGCAAGUGGCGCAGCUACAAGGGGGAGCUGUUUGAGAAGACCCCGGUGCUGCUCACCGACUAUCCCGUUGACCUGGACGAAGUUGCCUAUUUCCUCUGGGUUUCCUAA
This is a messenger RNA of Camarhynchus parvulus, 2088 nucleotides long. RefSeq names its product myogenesis-regulating glycosidase-like. The record is from RefSeq and is a predicted model, not a curated record. Lineage: Eukaryota; Metazoa; Chordata; Aves; Passeriformes; Thraupidae. Gene Ontology annotation, molecular function: hydrolase activity, hydrolyzing O-glycosyl compounds. Gene Ontology annotation, biological process: carbohydrate metabolic process; skeletal muscle fiber development.